CUGUCACCGGCUCCUUGGAGGCAGUUGCCGGAGGGCUUAAUUCAUAAAAGAUCCCAGUCAAAGAGAGCAGCGUUUCUGUGCUGCUUUCAAAUGCUUCAUCGCUAGGACUUUUCUUAGGCAAGUAAGUGGCUUGGGACUUACGGAGACAACCUUGUCAAGCACCUAAUUGUGCCAUCCGUGCGAUGCCAGCAAGCUCCAGUCACCUUACAGGAGUGAAGUCAGCGUUCAUAUACGCUGUGUGGUCUGGCAGCUGGGCUUGUGUCUCCCAAAGGGAUUGUGGAAUGUUACCUCGCCAGGCAUUCAUUCCUCGUUUGGAAAAUCGGCUCCAAAUGAACUUUCUUUCCGUGCUGGGUCUGCAGAACAUUUCAGAAGCGGAGCUAGCAAUACGCUUCAACUUUUUCCUGUGCUUGCAGCAGGAGAUGGCUAAAGGGAGCUACUGCACGGUGGUCUUUGGAACGUAGCUCAAGGAAUAGAGGUCAGCUGCCUAGAGCGGUGCACACAGGGCGCAGGCUGGCUUUUGUACUCUGAGGCUCAAGGUAUUUCCCAGUGCCUGAGCCAGGGGAAAGUGGGGGAGGAAGGGAAGGAGCUGGAACUUGGAUCACUCUUCUGGAGAGUCGAGAUAGAUAGCCAUACAAUGGAAAUUAGUGGCUCCCUUGGGGGAAAGGAUGGUCUCCGACUCCCGGCUGUGCAAUUUACUCAUUGUUUGAAUGGACAAAAGGCAGUUUACCCAGGCUCAAAGCAUACCUGCCUGGGUGUCCAAAUGUAACUAGAUGCUUUCGCAAACCCCACCCACAAAACAACACAUGUUCUUAAGUCCUCAGUUUUGUGUUCACCUCGGCCUCAUAGUACCCACUCUGACCUGCUGAGUAAACGACCCGGGACCUACCAAAAUGACCGCACCUGCAAUAAAGAUACACAUCAUGUCGUCUUCACAUCUCUUCUACCUGGCGCUCUGCUUGCUCACCUUCACCAGCUCCACCACAGCUGGACCAGAGACCCUUUGCGGGGCUGAGUUGGUGGAUGCUCUUCAGUUCGUGUGUGGACCAAGGGGCUUUUACUUCAACAAGCCCACAGGCUAUGGUUCCAGCAUUCGGAGGGCACCUCAGACAGGCAUUGUGGAUGAGUGUUGCUUCCGGAGCUGUGAUCUGAGGAGACUGGAGAUGUACUGUGCCCCACUGAAGCCUACAAAAUCAGCCCGCUCUAUCCGCGCCCAGCGCCACACUGACAUGCCCAAGACUCAAAAGUCCCAGCCCCUAUCGACAAACAAGAAAAUGAAGCUGCGAAGGAGAAGGAAAGGAAGUACAUUUGAAGAACACAAGUAGAGGAAGUGCAGGAAACAAGACCUACAGAAUGUAGGAGGAGCCUCCCGAGGAGCAGAAAAUGCUAUGUCACCGCAGGAUCCUUUGCUGCUUGAGCAACCUGCAGAACAUCGACACACCUACCAAAUAACAAUGACAAGUUCAAUAACAUUUCAAAGACGGGCAUUUCCCCCAAUGAAAUAUACAAGUAAACAUUCCAACAUCGUCUUUAGGAGUGUUUGUUUAAAAAGCUUUGCACCUUGCAAAAGUGGUCCUGGCGUGGGUAGAUUGCUGUUGAUCUUUUAUCAAUAACAUUCUAUAGAGAAAAUAUAUAUAUAUAUAUAUAAUUAUAUCUCCUAGUCCCUGCCUCUAAAGAGCCGAAAAUGCAUGGGUGUUGUAGAGAUUCGGUUGCACUAAAUUCUUCUCUGAAUUUUGGCUGCUGAAGCCAUUCAUUUAGCAACUGUGUAGAGGUGGUUUAUGAAUGGUUCCGUCAUCUUCACUUCUUCCCACAUAGCUCAAGCUGCUUGUUUUACAGAGUCUAGCUCCAUUAGACCUGCCCUUUCCUAACAUUUGUAUUUGUUGAAUUUGGUCUCCUCAAAAGCAAUAGCAAACAAGUAGUCAAAUUUGAACGUACCUGACUCCAUUUGUGGCAUUUGUACCAAAUAUAAGUUGAAUGCAUUUAUUUUAGACACAAAGCUUUAUUUUUUUUGACAUCGUGUUUCAAGAAAAAAAAAAAAACUAGGAUAACAAUAACUACAACUUUGAGGCCAAUUAUUUUUAGGUGUGUGUUUGAAGCAUAGAAUGUCUCUUAAACUCUCAAUGGUUCCUUCAAAUGAUAAGUUAGUAUGUAACCUAAGUAUAGCAGUUUCUCUCUUUUUUAUUUUUUUUCCAUAUAGAGCACUAUGUAAAUUUAGCAUAUCAAUAAUACAGGAAAUAUCAAACAGUAUGUAAAACUCUGUUGUUGUUGUUUUUUAGUACAAUGGUGCUAUUUUGUAGUUUGUUAUAUGAAAGAAUCUAGUCAACACAGUAAAAGGAGAAAGCAAAGCAAAAACAACGAAAGCCUGGAGCCUAAGAUGACAAAAUGAGGAAGGGAACAGAAAAAAGAUCCUUCCUCUUGGGAAUGCAAAGGCCUCCCCAAUUAUGCCUUCCAAGAGGAACUUAAUAUAUAAAGUCCAUUAAGACACACUUACUUGUCAAGUCCAGAGAGGAAGCUAUGGAGUGGGAAAAGCAAGAGGCUAGGGGUUUUGGGAAUCCUGGUUUCUUUUUAUCACUGAAGAAAUAAGUAUUUGCAACCUCGGUCACACAAACUCACCACCGUGUGACCUCAGUCAAGUCACUCCACCUCUCGGUGCCUCAGUUUUCCUCAUCUGCAAAAUGGGGGCAAUAUGUCAUCUACCUACCUCAAAGGGGUGGUAUGAAGAUUAAAAAGUAGAUCUUCAGAUUUUUGUUCUGGGUUUCCAGGAGGGUGCAACAUCAGAACCCUUGAAUUGCUAGGAUGCAAGAAAUUCUGUAAAUAACCCAUCAAAAAUAUAGCUCCAAGGAUCAUUCAUCUGUCACUAGGAUGCCACCACAAUAUCCAGUUUCUUAUUGGUGAAGCCUUGCCACUAACUAGUGGCAAGCUAAUGACUCAGUCUCUCCAACAUGUGACAAAGCAAGAGACAUUGGAUUUGCAAUUUGAUUUUACCUCUGCAUUUGAGCUUAUGACUAUAAAGACAAGUGAAAAGAAGGGAAAGAGGAGAAAGAAGAUCCUUGCCAAUUAAAGGGUAAUUAAUUAUUCCAUUUAUCCACUCUCAUUAAUCCUUCCAGUCACUUAGUGUCUAGAAAUAACUCUAACAUUAUCAAUGAGACUUAGCUAGUUUGUCAGACACAAUUCUCCUUCCCCUUAGCAUAUGAAAAACACUCUGAUGUUCUUAAACUUUGAAAUAGUAUCUAUUACAAUCACAAGUUGCCGUAGCAGAUGUAGCCUUGCCCUUGCUUGUACAUGCAUGUAUUUUUUUUUGACUUUAUGAAAUAUGCUGGCAAGAAUUGCUACUUGAGGGGCAAAAUAUUUUCUUCUCAAUCCUGAGGUUCUCCCUAGUGCCUGCUUAGAAGGAAGAAUCCAGCUUCCUGGAAGUGUGUUGGAUGCAUUCAACAGGACAUUGCUAACCAGAAACAUUUAGAAAAUGUUCCCUAUGUAUGGAGCAAGAUUGCCUCCCUCUUUAAAAAAAAAUCCAAUAUUCACAUCUUAUUAUCUGCAGUCUUGAUUCUCUUUUUGCAAGCUUCCUUAACAUUCUUAUACAAUGUAUUAAGAAAAACAAAAAGGACAACUUUAGCUCUCCUUGCACCAGGUUGCCUCUAGACCCUCUGGGGAACAGAAGGUGCUGUUGAGUAAAGCCCUCAGAAUGAUUGGGUUUAAGGCUGUCAGGGACGCUGUACAUCCCCUGGUUACUAUAGAGCUGUAAAUAGAACAAGAGGCCUGUUGGCCACCUACCUGCUUCCUCAGAAGGAUGCAGGGGAAAGUUGGGCCCUCUCACACCCCAGGUAGAACUUCUGACUUCUACCUCUUGUUCACAAUGUAUAUACCUUUUCAAAUUGGUAAUUCCCUAAAAACAUAUAGGUGGCCUUCUCCAGAUCUGUGGACUUCCCGCCAUGGCUGGAUUUGGUGCUUCCAAGUGUCUAUCACGUAUUUUGCUCACUUAAUUCUAUACACAGUCAGAAAUUCUCUCAAUGAGGAAAGCUUAAGUACACAGUCCUUUAUCCAAUACCUAAUUCUCUCCAACUGGAUCCUAAAUCAAGUAAUAAAAAUUAAUUAUACUAAUUAAUCAUACUAAAUUAUCAUUUAACUUUUAAAUGAAUGAACACUGUAAGACAAAUCUAUGUAAGUUCUGAAAGCCAAAUUAUCCUUAUGUGAUUAAUCAAAAUGACUCAAGAUCAAUAGAAAGGGACAUUUAAAAUUUUACAACUUGAAAUCUUGUAAGCUUUGCUAUGGAGGUAAAUUGUUUUAGUGUCUAUAAAUGGAGCAAUUUAAAUAAAUUUACAAAAGAACUAUAAACAACGGUAGGAAAGAAUUUUCAUUUGAUAGGAUUAUUGCUAAUUUACUUAAAAAAUACUCAAUGCCUAGGUCAAAUGUUGAUCCUAUUCUCCAAAGAAUAUCAAGUGCUUGAACUUUGUAAGAUGAGUCAACUCCACUGAAAAAGUUAAUGCAUCUCUCCAUUAUAAUCCAUUUUCCUGGGAUAAAAAAAAAAAAUCUGUUUUUAAAUACCUACCCUACAGGUACCUACCCUACAUGCGCAUUUGUGUGUAUAUACGUGCACGCAGACACACCACACCACACACACACCUAUUCACCCUAAGAGUAAGAAGGAAUCAUUUCAUUGAAAAUCCUAUCUUUAAAAAAAAAAAAAAAAAAAAGCAAAGUGCCCCUUGAGACUCCUUCUCCUUCUUUGAAUGUCAAUGUGAAAUGUGGCAUGUCUGUGUAGAUGAACCCAUCUCAUAUCCCAUGGCUCCAGGGUUUCUGUUAUGGUUUGUGCACUUGGGAGGAUGUGCAGAAGACAGGAUGCAGCAUGUUUUGCUUUCCCCUUUACUGUUUGGCCAGCUAUGCCAAUGUGGUGCUAUUGUUUCUUUAAGAAAGUACUUGACUAAAAAAAAAAAAAAAAAAAAAAAAAAAAAAAAAAAAAAAAAAAAAAAAGAAAAAAGAAAAAAAAGAAAGCAUAGACAUAUUUUUUUAAAGUCUGAAAACAACAGUUCUAUAGUAGAUGGCUUACUGAGAUAGCAUUAGAUCUAGCCACCAACCUAGUCACCACCUUUCAACUAUGUGUCACUCACAAGUAGAAUAUUGUUCACCAAGUUGUGAGUUUGGGGGUUCAGAGACAAAGGAUGGAAAAGUUUUAAAGUUAGAUGGCUCAAUUACUUCAUUGGCUCUAGAAUUUAACAAAAUUAGCAAUACUUCACCCAAUCUGAAGUGUUGGUCAAUAACUUGAACUGGGGGGAGCGGGGAAGGAAAUAACUUUAGGCAAAUGGCAGAAGAAAAUAAGUUACUACUUGCUUUUUUUGUUGUUGUUGAUUGUUUGGUUUCCUGUUGAUUUUUGGUUUUGGUGUGGGUGGGUGAGUACGUGUGUGUGUGUGUGUGUGUGUGUGUGUGUGUUUGUGUGUGUUCCACUAAAAAACAAAUAUUCAGAAAGUGGAGAAAAUACAAAGAUUUUAAGAACAUAGACUUACCUACUACUAGAAACAGCUUCUGCCACAUCCUCUGCGGAAGGCACUGAUUUCUGGUUUGUAGAGGUUGCUCUUUCAUCAGUGACCUCAAAGAGUGGCCGGUCUCCUAGAAUAGUCAUGGAUCUCAUUGGGAGAGGUUGGAAGUAUUUCCUUAUGAAUUGGGCUUAUCUACUGAUAAAGAAAGGGAAGAUUUUAUGAGAAAUUGUUGAGGAAGAUGGCUAACAAUCUGUGAAGAUUUUGUUCUGUUUCUUUUUUGUUGGGUUUGAGUUUUGAUUUUUUUACUUUAUACAAUCUUUAUGAAUGGAAAUAUUAAUGCUCAAAAAAGACUUGGUCUUUUUUUUCUUUCAUAAUAGAAUGGAAGAUGACAAACUCACAUAGACUCUUUAUCGGCUGGCUAGAAAGGGUGGGGUUUGACUUAUUUGAAUCAGAGCAUUUUAAAUGUUCCUUUCUAUUUUCAAUCAUAAAAGAUUGUCUUAAUUUAUUAGUGUAGGCCCUGUUUGGCACUUCUCAAAUGGAUGAGCAUUCCCAUUCAAAGCAUGAGUUUUCCCAUGGUUUCAAAACAGGAAUGAUUAAUAUUAAGUAAUUACUUACUUCAAAAUACAGUAGAAGUGUGAGUCUCUGUUCCCAUUUCCCACAAAGAUCAUUAAGUCCUGAAUCUGAGGGGGGAUACUAAGGGAAUUUUUUUGUUGCUCGGUUUUGUUUUCAAUACUAGUGCUUAUUCCUAUAGUAUACAGAUUUGCUUCUCGCUAUUGUGAUAUUUUGUGAGACUUUCCUGCUAGGUAUUAGAAAUUGAUACAUAGAUACCUUUUUUUUUUUGUAUGGUUUCUAUUUAAAAGAAAAGAGAUAAGACUGUCUGAAGCUUAAAUGCAUAAGGUACAUGAUAAAGAUAUUACUUUAAAUAACAAGCCAUAUCUGGUACAAUCUUUCUUUCUUAUCGUUUUAAGGAAAACUUUCCCAGAUAAGACAGAGGCCCAGGGGACUUUUGAAACUGCCUUUGUUCCUCCAAUUCAUUUUUGCUUGUGGUGAUGUCUGCCUCAGAAUCUUUUAGAGGCUGGCCAGACCAAAUCCGACAACUAAAGAAUUGUCUUUUAAAACACACAUUACACAUGGUCCCUCUUAAUGAAUGAUUACACUUAUGUUGGACAUGAUUUUUUUUCUCUCCACUUAUUUUUUUUCUGUCAUUGAUAAGGGUUCUUAAGGAGAAGAACUCAUUAACAAAAAGUGAGAAAGCGUACAACAAAAAAAAUCUAAAUGCCACUGCCCAAUUGAAAUACGAGUUAAAAUGGAAACACUUUCUCCUACUGAAAACCCAGACUGAAUCACCUUCAAAAUGACCUUUCACAUCUUUCCAGUUUGCCUUUGUUUAAACUGUCUGGGCCAAAAAGCAAGCAUUAUUCAUUUUCUCUUGCCCAAAGUGAACUUGUGUAAAAUAGGAAAAUUAAAAGAACUGCUAAAAAUCCCUUCCAACCACUGGCUGACCCCCCACUCACCAGCUCACAGCAAAGUCUCCUCUGUUGAUCUAUAACAUAAUCUCAUUCGUUUGAAUAUUUACAUUGUACCUACUGCUAAAUGCACUGCAGGAGGCUCCAUCCAUAUCUGUGUCUCUGUAUCAUUAAACCUUCCAAACAUCAUACAGUGUAUAUUCAGUUUACAUGAAAGCUCCAAAUACUAUAUCAAACCUGAUCUCUCUUUGUUAAAGAUUUAAGGAGCUAUGAGAAUUUGGAUUACAACGUGCAUUUUGCUUCAUUUAUUUUUAUCACACUUAAAGGCCAAGGGUGAUGAUUAACUUACAGACAUUGAAUUAAUGUCCCUAGUGAAAGCUGAAAGUAAUAUUUGAUCAUUCAUUGUACGUGUUUUACACAAAAAACAUCUUCUAUCAAAUUAAUCCUGAUUGUAUUUGAAGUGGUUAUUCAAUUCAUUUAUGGCAGAGCAAUAUCAGUCCUAAUGACUCCUAAAAAUGUAACUAACUGAAUCAUUAUCUUACAUUUACUGUUUAGUAAGCAUAUUUUGAAAUUGUAUGGCUAGAGUGUCAUAAUAAAAUGGUAUAUCUUUCUUUAGUAAUUACAUUAAAAUUAAUCAUGUUUGAUUAACUGGU
Mastomys coucha (southern multimammate mouse) is the source of this 7587-nucleotide messenger RNA. It is a transcript of the gene Igf1, whose product is annotated as insulin like growth factor 1. Gene Ontology annotation, molecular function: hormone activity; growth factor activity. Gene Ontology annotation, cellular component: extracellular region. Lineage: Eukaryota; Metazoa; Chordata; Mammalia; Rodentia; Muridae. The record is from RefSeq and is a predicted model, not a curated record. The transcript has 5 exons. The coding region runs from base 891 to 1322 and encodes 143 amino acids.